ACUGAAUGCAACAUUGACGAUUAUGGGAAAGCAUGGUUUAGGAUUGUGUGAGGAGUCCAUGUGGAGGACACCGUAGAGAAUGUGUUGAUUUAAUUUAAGAACACUGGGUUGUGGAGGAGAAUAAAAGUCGAUUGGCCGAGACUCGCCUCACACUCCAGCCCAAUGGGUGGCAGUAACCCGCCAACCAGACACCGAAGAAGACAACUUGUUGCUUCAACUUGUUUGACCGGUGAAGCGAAUAGACCGCGAGUCUGUGUGCAGGGGUUGUGGUAUGUGUUUGCAUGUGUGUAUGCAUGUGAAAUGACCAUGAAACGAGAGCUUGCAUCCUUUAUCGCUGAACGAUUGACAGUCGCGGCUGUUGAAAUCAUUGGAGCGGUGGCUAAAACAAUAUCCGAAUAUAAAGAAGAGACGGAACGUUUGAAGAAUGAAAAUACACGCCUUCUCUCACUGUUGAAAGGAGGCCAAAUCAAAUCUGAGCUAGAUGCAAUAGUCACCGAAGUGGCGGUUGAACCCGCUCAGCCUGACCCAAAGAUCCGCACAACUGAAGAUGAAGGACCGUUUCGGCAGCAGGAUUCAGACAACAACAACAUCAUACUGAUUCCCAUUGGCGAACCCUCUGAAAGUGCGCACUUCAAAGAGGACCCACCUCAACCAUCACGGUCCUGCUUCUAUCAGGUCAUAAACAUCCAAGACGGUACUCUGUUGGACUCUCAACUCAAGACUUCCGCCGUUUGCGGUGACCGUGAUGAAAGCGAAGGCGGGGACAUCGCUGGAGGACUGCAGUCUAUCUUGAGGCAUCUCGGCUCAAACGGCACAGAGAAAAGGGAGACGCAGCACACCUGUAUCUGUACCAAGGAUAAGGAGAGCGAGCAGACACUGGAGGAGAUGGACGUGCAGACAGAAGAGCAGAGGCGUACAGAGGCAUUUUGUAAGGAUUGCAAUCUCAAAGAUGACUCGAAAGAUGCCACCAAGCAAGUCGAAGCAAGGGAACUUUCCAACGGUUCAUAUCGGUGCACAGAAUGUGGCAAAUCCUUUCCCAACAAUGACAAAUUCACCAUUCACAUGAGCAUGCACACAGAGGAGAAACCAUUUCCUUGCACAGAAUGUGGUAAAUGCUUCCAAACCAGAGGUUGUCUGACAGUUCACAAGAAGAUCCAUACAGGGGAGAAGCUGUUUCAGUGUGAGAAAUGUGAUAAGUGUUUCAAUAGGAAAGAUCAUCUGGUAUCUCAUUUUAAAGUCCACCAAAGGGAGAACACAUAUUUCUGCACAGAAUGUGGUAAAAGCUUCAAAUUCAAAGGUAGACUUACAAGUCACAUGAAGAUCCACACAGGGGAGAAACCAUUUCCGUGUAAGGAAUGUGAUAAGUGUUUCAAUAGGAAAGAGCAUCUGGUGUAUCAUUCAAAAGUUCACCUAAGGGGGAAAAAACUUUUCGGCACAGAUUGUGGUUAAAUGCGGGAAGAUCAUCUGUAGUCUCAAAUGACGAACAACACUAAAGGAAACCAAAUUGGUUUCAGUUAGGCCUAUGGAGAAAGGGAGUCUCCCUGUACUAAGCAACCUUGAUUGUCUAAUUCUUCAGAUGGUGAGUGUGUUCUGGGGUAAUAAUGUGCACAGUGAGAUGGGAAGCUCCCUAAAAACCUACAGAAAGUUCAUAUUAAGUUAAUGACUUAUCCCAGGGACACACUUUGUUUGGACACACAUUUGGAAAAUUAAGAGAAGCUUUGCUUACAUUUAAUGUUAACGGUUGAAAUUUUGGGUUAAGAACUUGGCAAAGAGAAUUUUUGGGCAAUUGACUUUAUUUAGCUAUUUUUUGUAUUGACAACUCAACCACUUGACAAGCACAACAUUACAUGCAAAUACAAAUGCAGAAAGUCAAGAGUGAACUUUUUUUUUUUUUACCCUGCUACUAAAAUGUUAUAGUGUUUCUUUAGUUGUCUGAUACUCUGUUGCAAUCUUGGUAUGUAAGAUCACUGUUGUUGCAAUCUUGGUAUGUAAGAUCACUGUUGUCAUAUGUUCCCUCAUUCAUAAAAAGUUGCGUUGUGGAAUUUAAA
Molecule: messenger RNA, 2048 nt
Organism: Osmerus eperlanus (European smelt)
Lineage: Eukaryota; Metazoa; Chordata; Actinopteri; Osmeriformes; Osmeridae
Product: zinc finger protein with KRAB and SCAN domains 1-like
Exons: 2
Coding region: 163-1449 (428 amino acids)
Biological process (GO): regulation of transcription by RNA polymerase II
Molecular function (GO): DNA-binding transcription factor activity, RNA polymerase II-specific; RNA polymerase II cis-regulatory region sequence-specific DNA binding
Source: RefSeq, a predicted model, not a curated record